AGCAGCAAGCGGAUGCGCACUGCCUUCACCAGCACGCAGCUCCUGGAGCUGGAGAGGGAGUUCGCCUCCAACAUGUAUCUCUCCCGGCUGCGGCGAAUCGAGAUCGCCACCUACCUGAACCUCUCCGAGAAGCAGGCAUGGUUCCAGAACCGACGGGUCAAGCACAAGAAAGAAGGCAAAAGCAGCUCCCACCGGGGAGGGGGGGCCGGCCACAGCUGCAAAUGCUCGUCCCUUUCCACCACCAAGUGCUCGGAAGACGACGAGGACUUGCGCAUGUCUCCGUCUUCAUCGGGGAAGGACGACAGAGGUGCUCGCCCCGGGAAGGGUGGACCCGGCCUCCCGUUAUCCCGCCAUGGCUGGGGUCAGCGCCAGCCCUGCAACCGCCAGCAGCCCGGCUUCGCCGUCAGAGAAACGGAGCGCCCUUUUUUUAAGAGCGACUUCUCAGCGGAGAGCCCCGGUGGAGAAGCAGCCGAAAGGUCCCGCAAUCCCUAG
Apaloderma vittatum (bar-tailed trogon) is the source of this 492-nucleotide messenger RNA. Its product is annotated as GS homeobox 1-like. The record is from RefSeq and is a predicted model, not a curated record. Gene Ontology annotation, molecular function: DNA-binding transcription factor activity, RNA polymerase II-specific; sequence-specific double-stranded DNA binding. NCBI's taxonomy places the organism in Eukaryota, Metazoa, Chordata, Aves, Trogoniformes, Trogonidae. Gene Ontology annotation, cellular component: nucleus.